AUGGCAGACCGUGAUUCGUUACCGCUGCCGCUGGAGGUGCGCGCGCGGCUCGCAGAGCUCGAGCUGGAGCUAUCGGAGGGUCACCCUGAGCAGCUUAGCUUUCUGAUUUCUCUCUUUCAAUUUCUCCCCUCAGUUGGUCCGAUGUCUCAUCUGUCUCUGAAAAGGUGGGGCUUAAGAGAAAUGGGCGUUUCUGCUGAGAAUGGAAUAGCUGGCAGGCACUCCAGUAACUACCAGUCAGAUCGCCCUUGGUCGUCUCUGGAUUCUGAGGACAGUCUGUCGGCCCCACCUGACAUCACCAGCUACAUGCCAGACCCCAUCCCCAUCUCUGUUCGACGCCCACAGGUCGCCAUGAUAGCCAGGCCCCUGCCCAAAUAUGGCAAUGCUGAGCUGAUGGAGACAGGAGAUGGUGUGCCUGUCAGUAGCCGUGUGUCGGCGAAGAUCCAGCAGCUAGUUAACACCCUGAAGCGACCCAAGCGAAGACCCCUGAGAGAAUUCUUUGUGGAGGAUUUUGAAGAACUUCUGGAAGUGCAGCAGCCCGAUCCUUCUCUGCCACACCCAGAGGGGGCGGAGUCAACCCCCAUACAAGGAGAAGAGCUCAACGGACUCAAGAACUGCCCUUCCUCCCUGGAAGCAGCCCUUCUUCGCUGGGGAGCCAUUGCACCCAAAGCUCCCUGUCUGACCACUACACACAGCAAUGCCAAACAGCCAUACACACUUACAUAUGGCAAGCUCUGGUCCAAGAGUUUGAAGUUGGCCUAUAACCUUCUCCACAAACUGGGAUCCAAACAAGAGCCAAUCAUUCACCCUGGAGACAGGGUAGCAUUGGUUUACCCCAAUAAUGACCCUGCAGCAUUCAUGGUGGCGUUUUAUGGCUGUCUUUUGGCUGAAGUUGUUCCUGUCCCAAUUGAAGUACCACUUACAAAGAAGGAUGCUGGGAGUCAACAAAUUGGUUUCCUGUUGGGUAGCUGUGGAGUUGCUGUGGCAUUAACAAGUGAUGCAUGUCAUAAAGGUCUUCCCAAGAGUACUAGUGGUGAUGUCAUGCAGUUUAAAGGCUGGCCAAAGUUGCUCUGGGUGCUGACUGACUCCAAACAUUUAUCUAAACCCCCACGAGAAUGGUUUCCUCUCAUUAAAGAUGCUAACAAUGACACAGCAUACAUAGAGUAUAAGACCUGUAAGGAUGGGAGUGUGCUGGGAAUAACUGUGACAAGAAUGGCGAUGCUCACACACUGCCAAACACUUACACAUACCUGCGGAUACAGUGAGGCUGAGACUAUGGUGAAUGUGUUAGACUUUAAGAAAGGCAUCGGCCUUUGGCACAGUGUUCAAACGAGUGUGUUGAAUAUGUUACAUGUGGUCAGUGUUCCAUAUGCACUUAUGAAGGUGAAUCCUCUGUCCUGGAUCCAGAAAGUCUGCCAGUACAAAGCUAAGGUGGUUUGUGUGAAGAGUAGGGAUCUACACUGGGCUCUGAUGGCCUACAAAGAGCAGAGUGACACCAACAUGAGCUCAUUGCGAAUGGUGCUGAUAGCUGAUGGAUCAAACCCCUGGUCGAUAUCCUGCUGCGACGCAUUCCUGAAAGUGUUUCAGAGCAUGGGCUUGAGGUCAGAGGUCAUAUGCCCGUGUGCUGGCUCCCCCGAGGCACUAACUGUAGCUGUGAGGAGGCCUCAGGAGGGCAGCUCUAAGCCAGCAGGCCGAGGGGUCCUAAGUAUGACGAAUCUGAGUCACGGGGUCAUCAGAGUGGACACUGGAGAGAAGCUGUCCGUUCUCGCCCUACAGGAUGUGGGCACGGCCAUGCCAGGAGCAAUGGUGUGUGUUGUUAAACUGGAGGGUGUUCCUCAACUGUGUAAAACCGAUGAGAUUGGAGAGAUCUGUGUGUCGUCUGUUGCCACGGGAACGUCAUAUUAUGGGCUUACAGGAAUGAGCAAGAACACAUUUGAGGUGUGUCCAAUGGCGUGUGACAGUGGAUUGGUCAGCGAUUGUGUAUAUGUGAGGUCAGGUCUGCUGGGGUUUGUGGGUCCGGGCGAGAUGAUCUUUAUUUCUGGUACACUGGAAGGACUGAUGCAAGUUGGGGGUCGGAAACACAAUGCUGAUGAUAUCAUCGCUACAGCUCUUGCUGUGGAGCCCAUGAAGUUCAUCUAUAGAGGAAGGACGGUGGUGUUCUCAGUGAAUGUGUUGUAUGAUGAGAGGAUUGUGCUGGUAGCAGAACAGAGACCAGAUUCAACUGAAGAAGAGAGUUACCAGUGGAUGAGCCGAGUUUUGCAGAGCAGUUUAGAUCUGAUCGCCGCCUUUUAUGGCUGUCUGUAUGCAGGCUGUAUUCCUAUAACUGUACGACCACCUCACCCUCAGAACAUCUCCACUACACUACCUACAGUUAAAAUGAUCCUGGAGGUGAGUCGUUCAGUGUGUGUUAUGACCACCCAAGCAAUCUCUAAACUUCUGAAGUCCAGAGAUGCGUCAGUGGCUGUGGACUUUAAAUCAUGGCCUCCUAUCCUGGAAACAGAUGACUUGCCAAAGAGGCGUUGUCCCCUGCUGUAUAAACCAUGUGACCCAGACUCAUUGGCGUAUCUGGACUUCAGUGUGUCCACUACAGGAAUGCUUGCUGGAGUGAAGAUGUCUCACAAUGCAACCAGUGCCCUGUGUCGCUCUGUUAAACUGCAGUGUGAGUUGUACCCCUCUCGUGAGGUGGCCGUGUGUCUCGACCCAUACUGCGGCCUUGGCUUCGUCCUGUGGUGUCUCUGCAGCGUGUAUGCAGGGCAGCAGUCUGUUCUGAUCUCUCCAAUGGAUCUAGAGGUGAAUCCUGCUUUGUGGCUGCAGUCCGUCAGUCAGUUUAAAGUCCGAGACACGUUCUGCUCAUACUCUGUGAUGGAGCUCUGCAUAAGGUCUCUCAGCUCUCUCACUGAUUCUCUAAAGGCCCGUGGGAUGGAUCUGUCCCGUGUGCGUUCGUGUGUGGUUGUGGCGGAAGAGAGGCCCCGUGUUGCUCUGACACAGUCCUUCUGUAAGCUCUUUAAGGACGUGGGGCUGCACCCGCGUGCCGUCAGCACUGCUUUCGGCUGCAGGGUCAAUCUCGCCAUCUGCCUACAGCCUCAUAGGUUGGGGAAGCUUGCUGAGCAGGGAACAUCAGGACCGGAUCCUACGACUGUCUAUGUGGACAUGAGAGCACUGAGACAUGACAGGGUAAGACUGGUUGAAAGAGGAUCUCCACACAGUCUACCUCUCAUGGAAUCUGGGAAGAUUUUACCUGGUGUACGCAUCAUCAUCGCUAACCCAGAGACAAAGGGACCAAUCGGAGACUCUCAUUUAGGGGAGAUCUGGGUCCAUAGUCCACAGAAUGCCAGUGGGUACUUCACUGUGCUCGGAGAGGAAAAUGUGCGAUCGGAUCAUUUCGGAGCCAGGUUGAGCUUUGGAGACACUCAGACUGUGUGGGCCAGAACCGGAUACCUGGGGUUCCUGCGCAGGACCGACCUCACUGAUGCAAGUGGAGAAAGGCACGAUGCCCUUUAUGUGGUGGGAGCGUUAGAUGAAGUCAUGGAGCUGAGAGGUAUGAAAUACCAUCCCAUUGACAUUGAAACGUCCAUCAUCAGGGCACACCGGAAUAUCACAGAGUGUGCGGCGUUCACAUGGACGAAUCUCUUAGUGGUGGUGGUGGAGUUGGACGGUUCCGAGCAGGAAGCUCUAGAUCUGGUUCCCAUGGUAACUAAUGUGGUUCUAGAGGAACACUACUUGAUUGUUGGCGUGGUGGUGGUUGUGGACACGGGCGUAAUUCCCAUCAAUUCUCGUGGAGAGAAGCAACGCAUGCACCUACGGGACGGCUUCCUCGCCGACCAGCUCGACCCCAUAUAUGUGGCUUACAACAUGUAGAAACACGCACACUGAUGAUCUUAAAGACAGGCUCAUUCUCAUGGUUGUUCUCGGGCACAACAACCAUGAUUUCCAGCACCUUCUCACUGUCAGCACUUCUGUCAGCCUGCUAACUGUAGAUUGAACACCCUCAAAUUAGCAAACACACACUCGCAUAUCAUUCACAGAGGGACUUGCAAGACUCCUGAAGCAUAUCUUUUUCAGUUUUUGUGUCGCCCAAUAUUUUGCUAGUGUUGGUUCUUUUUUUAACUUGCACACUAAAAUUUAAUUUAAAGAACGGGGGAUUUUAUAUGAUAAAUAUAGCUGUUGCCAAUUAAAUUAGUGUUAUUUAUUUGUGUUUUUAAACCUGCGGUCACAAAUAUACCUGUCAUAUUUGUGCUUUCAUGUACGUUUCUUUGCAUAUCGUUGUUUUAUGCUCGUCUUUGCUGUUGUCUUUGUUGAUACACAUUUUUGAAGUUGUAUUAGAAUAUCACAAACUGACUUAUCUAGCAUGUUUAUCAUUUUAAAGAUACUAAUGUUAAGUCAUUUUCAUAAUUGUUAAUUAUGUACAGAAAAUUGUUUCAGUUUUGUCUAGCUUUUGCAAUAUCAUUUUUGUGAUUUAAUAGUUUAGGCUAACAUUUAGGUCAUUUUAUCAUGUAUAUGAAUAAGAUCACAUCGGCACUGUGAUACGCAUAAAUAUAGACCUAUGUGAACUAGAAUUUGCAUUCUAGAUUCAUUGCCCAGCAUCAGCUGAUCUCUCCUGCUUUAUGUCUAUAUCUAGAGAGACAGAGAGGAGGGAGGGAUGGAAAAGUGACAGAAAGAGGACAUAUGCACAAUGUGUGUUUAUUAUAUCUU
This is a messenger RNA of Sinocyclocheilus grahami, 4689 nucleotides long. Its product is annotated as disco-interacting protein 2 homolog C-like. The coding region runs from base 1 to 3855 and encodes 1284 amino acids. The record is from RefSeq and is a predicted model, not a curated record. The transcript is spliced from 34 exons. NCBI's taxonomy places the organism in Eukaryota, Metazoa, Chordata, Actinopteri, Cypriniformes, Cyprinidae.